AUGCUACAGCGAUUAGCCCAUUUAUCCCCAUCACACGGCCUUUUGCACGAACGAUUAUCACCCAGUCGACACCACAUUGAAUGUCGAGAAUGGGAGAAUUGCGAGAUUUCAUCUCUCUUUCCACCGCAACCCCUCUCUCCCCGGCCUCAUCCCAUUCCAAAAUACACUUACUUUGACUCAGCCUCAUCUCGGCCUAUCGGGCUGCCCAAACAGCUUGGCAAAUUGGGCCAUGCGGGCACUAGUCUAAUGUGGCCAGACCAAUUUCCCAACUAA
This is a messenger RNA of Protopolystoma xenopodis, 273 nucleotides long. The record is from the annotation of a GenBank genome assembly. NCBI's taxonomy places the organism in Eukaryota, Metazoa, Platyhelminthes, Monogenea, Polystomatidea, Polystomatidae.